AAAGCCUGUUAGGAGAAACUCCCCCCCUUUCAGCACCCUGGACAGAGGCAGCGUCGCUUCUUUUGACUAGAGCGGAGCUGGAGGCUGGCAAUUCCGGUCAACUGACGCGCCUCACGGCCACCCGCCCCUCAGCUCAGGCGCAUCAUUCACACACCCAAGUGUAUUUAUGAACGCUCAAAACUCCUGUGUUUGGUGCCCAGCGGAACCAGUGGAAGUCAUUUUUGAAAGCUUUUUUCCUCUGCGAUUGAAAGGACUUUAACAAACCUUCUGAAGAUAUUUUUUCGUUUACUUUUUCCCCUUCAAGUAACAGUUCCUUUCUUUCGGAGCAUCUUCAAAAUGUUGCUAGAACAUCCGGGCUCAAGUUGCCAAAACAGUGGAAACUUUCCCCGGUACAGUUCAGGACAAGAAAUCCCCGUGUGCGCGGGCUGCAACCAACACAUCGUCGACCGCUUCAUCCUCAAAGUGCUGGACCGACACUGGCACGGCAAGUGCCUGAAGUGCAGCGACUGCCAGGCGCAGCUGGCGGAGAAGUGCUUCAGCAGGGGCGACAGCGUCUACUGCAAAGACGAUUUCUUCAAGAGAUUCGGGACCAAGUGUGCAGCGUGUCAGCAGGGGAUCCCGCCCACACAGGUGGUGAGGAGAGCGCAGGACUUUGUCUACCACCUGCAUUGUUUUGCCUGCAUCGUGUGCAAAAGGCAGCUGGCCACAGGGGACGAGUACUACCUGAUGGAGGACAGCCGGUUGGUCUGCAAGACCGACUAUGAGACCGCAAAACAGAGAGAGGCAGACUCGACUGCAAAAAGGCCGCGAACAACCAUCACUGCUAAACAACUGGAGACAUUGAAAAACGCUUACAAUAAUUCCCCCAAGCCGGCCCGCCACGUCCGAGAGCAACUGUCGUCAGAAACAGGCCUGGAUAUGCGGGUGGUUCAGGUUUGGUUCCAGAACAGGCGAGCUAAAGAGAAAAGGCUGAAAAAGGAUGCAGGGAGGCAGCGAUGGGGACAGUACUUCCGCAACAUGAAGAGGUCGCGAGGAAGCUCCAAGUCCGACAAAGACAGCAUCCAGGAGGAGGGCAUGGACAGUGACGCGGAGGUGUCCUUCACAGAUGAACCUCCUGUUUCAGAGCUUGGCAAUGCCAAUGGCAUUUACAGCAGUCUGAGCGAAUCGUCUCCAACGAUUGGGGGCCGCCAAGGGGGUAACAACCACAACUCCUUUCCAUUGGAGCACGCCGGGCUCCCCUCUCAAGACCAGUUCCAUGACAUUCGCUCCAACAGCCCCUAUGGGCUCCCUCAGUCUCCGAGCUCCCUGCAGGCACUACCCCGACACCAGCCCAUCAUUUCCAGCCUAGUCUACCCGGACUCUGGCCUUUCCAUCAUGACCCAGGGCGCUGGGCCUGGUAUCAACCCCACCGUCCGGGUUUCCAUGGGAGCAGCCAACGGCCCCAGUUCCGACCUCUCCACCGGCAGCAGUGGGGGUUAUCCAGAUUUUCCUGCCAGUCCUGCGUCCUGGUUAGAUGAAGUUGAUCAUGGCCAGUUUUGAUCAGAAACAUGACUCUUUUCAUUUAGCUUAUAUGCUGGAGGCGGAAAAAUGAUGUCAUUAGACCUUAACAGUCGCAAACUGAAACACCCAGUCAUUUUUUUUUUUGUGAUCUAAAUGGAGGAAAUAAAGAAAAUGCCCCUCAUUCAAAGCACUUGAAUUAAUCAUUGUUGUUUUAUUGUAUGCAACAUAAGCAAAAAUAAAUAAAAUCUAAAUUUUAGAACCACUAUAAGCUCUUUUAGAACAAACUGAGUUCUUUGCGUUAUUUUUUUUUUAUUGCUCUUAGUUAACUGUUCAAGUGAAGAACUUGAGUCAACAUUGGGUCUUUACAUGUCCGGUUGUUGCCAAAUGUCAAUAUAUAAAUAUAUAUUAAUGGUUUAUCAUCACAUAGACUUUAUUUUUAUAUACCCCCACCCCCCUUUCCUCCUUGAAUGUGACUGAAAACCUAGAAUUUUGUUCAUUCUUAAACACGGAAUUAGGCAGAAGUCUAGAUGUUGUCUUAAAUGGUGCCUAGGUGUCCAAUUACUUCUAUGCAUUUGUCUGUUGCAGAUGUUUCUUGUUCGUUUCGUUCCACCAGAAACAACCCCAAGGAUGAACUGUAACUGCUGAGGGGGGGGCGCUCUGAUGUAUAUGUUUGUUUAUGUGGAAAAAAUGUUUUAUGUAUUAUUUAUUCUCUCUGGUAAUGUUGGUAAUUCAUAAGUGAAUUGCAGGAUUUUAAUAAAUUUGUCACCUAAUUCAACAGGAA
Molecule: messenger RNA, 2281 nt
Organism: Oryzias latipes (Japanese medaka)
Lineage: Eukaryota; Metazoa; Chordata; Actinopteri; Beloniformes; Adrianichthyidae
Gene: lhx3
Product: LIM homeobox 3
Biological process (GO): regulation of transcription by RNA polymerase II; neuron differentiation
Cellular component (GO): nucleus
Molecular function (GO): RNA polymerase II transcription regulatory region sequence-specific DNA binding; zinc ion binding; DNA-binding transcription factor activity, RNA polymerase II-specific
Source: RefSeq, a predicted model, not a curated record